AUAUAAAAUUAUUAAACUAAAAUUACAAAAAUGUGCACAGAAUAAGUCUUCAAUUCAAAUAUAGUUUAUAUGUUUAAACUUUAUUUUUAUUACCUUGCACCGUUGGACAUUUCUAGAUUUUUCUGAUUUAACCAGUAAAACUGAUCCCCCGGUUUAUUAUAAUCAAAUAAAUAUACGUCAAGAACCGAAUAUUUCGGGUUUUCUAAAUUUAUAAUGUGAAAGGUAAACAUAUUUGGGGACUACGUUUUCGCAAAGGCAUUUUAAGAGUAAAUAUGGGAAUAUGAACUCUUAUUUUUUUAUCUCCACAGUAAAUAAUCAUGAGACCUAUCUGUGUGGGGAUUUCUUUGUUUGUUGCUGAGGGUAAAUAAAUGAUUCCCAUGACUUCCACUCUUUGGCUCUCUCUCACCGCAACUUCUCAUCUCUCCUCUUUGCAUCUCUUAAUUUCAUAUAAAUGGUUGGCUGGUUGAACUGUUUUUUUCUUUGUAUUUUACUUGCUUAAGUUUUAUGUAUGGUGGGACGCGAGAGUGUAUAUAAGAGAGAAAGAGAGCACUCUACGUGGUUGUGGCUAUGCUUUGCCAGACCAAACUGUGCCUGUGUAUUUUUGCAAAAGGCUUGUUGGCUAAAAUCAUGAAAAUCGAAUCGUCAGUCUACAUCAAAUGAUGAAACUGUGCUCAUCUUGCAGAAGCUCUAAUCUGCUAAAUAUUGUGAUUGAUCAACGUCUUAGAAUUGACACCUGUCGAUAUCUUAUCGAGAUACUAUCGCGUCGUAUAACGGGCGAAUAAAGCCGCGGAACUAACUUAAUUUAGUGGGCAAAAAAAAAAAAUAAAUAAUUUUUUUGUUGGCUAAUUGUUGAAGAAAUCGGUUAUCAAGUUUUAAAUACAACAAAAACAGCAACACCAGCAACAGCACAAAUCAAACUCACACAAAACACUUUUGGAAUAUACCGAAGAACGCGAAGAAGAAGAAGCAGCAGCAACUCUGAACAUAUAGCGAAGACGACAACGACCAGUCGAGUACGUCGGAAUAUAAAAACAAAAGCAAAGUGAAGGAAUUGAAAGUAUUAUUCCGUGUAUAGAUUGUGAACCGCAAAAAAAAGAAAGAAAGAAGCAAAAAAAAAAAACAAA
Messenger RNA from Musca domestica (house fly), 1124 nucleotides. RefSeq lists its product as uncharacterized. Bases 657 to 782 code for a protein of 41 amino acids. The record is from RefSeq and is a predicted model, not a curated record. The transcript has a single exon. NCBI's taxonomy places the organism in Eukaryota, Metazoa, Arthropoda, Insecta, Diptera, Muscidae.